Vitis vinifera (wine grape) is the source of this 462-nucleotide messenger RNA. RefSeq lists its product as uncharacterized. The transcript is spliced from 3 exons. Lineage: Eukaryota; Viridiplantae; Streptophyta; Magnoliopsida; Vitales; Vitaceae. The record is from RefSeq and is a predicted model, not a curated record. Gene Ontology annotation, molecular function: RNA binding. The coding region runs from base 1 to 462 and encodes 153 amino acids.
AUGUCGCCUUCUGCUCUUGUACAAAAUGCACCUGCGUCAGGUCCAUCGCCAGCUGGAUUCCACUCGUGUUCCAGAGGCCAUGGUAUCAGUUGCAGCAUCCGUAGAAGCAUAUUGGAAUACUAUGAGAAUGAGAGAGAAAGUGCAGUUGCAUCAACAGAUCAGAUAGAGAAUCCCCAUGAGAAAAAUGCCUGUGAGAAGAGAAAGUCAAGCUCUAGUAGAACUGAUGAACAACCUUCAACCAAGCGGCAGAAAGAUUCUGCUCAAAACCCAAAGAAAGUUGAUGGAAAAGGAAGAGUGGAAUUGGAAAACAUAGUUGCAUCAAAUGAAGAUGAUGUUGGUGGAGUCACAGCUAUUCGAGUAUUGAAUGAUAAAUUCACUGGAAAAUCAGGAGGAUUGGCAUAUGUGGAUUUUUCAGAUGGUGCCCACCUUGCUGCAGCUGUAGUAAAGAACAAUGCUGGGUGA